CUUUGAAUAGGCUAUAUGGGUAACUGCGAACUAGGCUAUUUUGUGUGGCAGAAUCCCAGUUUGUCGACUUUGCCAACCUCUAAUGUCAGAAAUUGCUACCAACAGGAGGGAUUGUCCCAUGAAGAAAAGGAGGAAAUUACAGACGCAUACACACAGGAUGACCAGGAGGGAUUGUCCCAUGAAGAAAAUGAGGAAAUUACACAGACACACACACAGGAUGACCAGGAGGGAUUGUCCCAUGAAGAAAAUGAGGAAAUUACACAGACAUACACACAGGAUGACCAGGAGGGAUUGUCCCAUGAAGAAAAUGAGGAAAGUACACAGACAUACACACAGGAUGACCAGUUGGCUGAACUGAAGCAGGAAUGUGCGGCCAGGGGCCUGGACAUCAAAGGGAACAAAGGGGAGCUGAUCGGCCGGCUUCAGGCGUAUCUGGAGGAGCACGGAGAUGAAGAGAUGAAUGAGGAAGAGGUGUUGGGAGAAGAGACAGAGAGCGUAAUUGGAGAUGAAGUCCAGAUCUUGGAGGAUCUUCCAAAGGUGGUGGAAUCUCCGAAGCAGAGCCCGGUGAAGGCUGGGGAAGCCUCCCCUGAUCAGGAUGCUGUGAAGGUGGUGAAAAUUCCUCAGGCAUUGUCUGUGGAGGAGAAGAUGAAGAAGAGGGCUGAGCGCUUUAACCUGACCGGAGGGGACAACAAGAUGGCCGCCCGCGCUGCCAGGUUUGGCUUGCCUGUCGUGUCACCCACUUCCACACAAGGCACCUCUGCGAACAGCAAACCAGCAGUGGACGUGGACACCCUGAAAAAACGGGCCCAGCGGUUUGGGAUGAACGUUUCCUCCGUCUCCAAGAAGGUGGAGGAUGACGAGAAGCUGAAGAAGAGGAAGGAAAGGUUCGGCAUCCUCACCAGCGCCGCGGCCGUGGGCCCGGACGACGCAGAGGCCAAGAAGCGAAAGAGGGCCGAGCGAUUUGGAAAUGUGUAAAAAUUGCAGUUGUCUCUUCUUUUAUACCCUUUUCUAAGAAAUGUUUUUGCUUUGUAUUUUUGAACGCGUUCUUUUCAUUCCCGAUAAGCGGCAAAGCAGCUCAGGGGCUUGUGUUUAUUCCGGGACUGAACACCCUGUCGCAGUUUGUAAAUUAAAGGUGGUUCCAUGUUUUUCAAA
Messenger RNA from Conger conger (European conger), 1152 nucleotides. RefSeq names its product SAP domain-containing ribonucleoprotein-like. The coding region runs from base 16 to 975 and encodes 319 amino acids. The record is from RefSeq and is a predicted model, not a curated record. NCBI's taxonomy places the organism in Eukaryota, Metazoa, Chordata, Actinopteri, Anguilliformes, Congridae. Gene Ontology annotation, biological process: poly(A)+ mRNA export from nucleus. Gene Ontology annotation, cellular component: nucleus. The transcript has 16 exons.